Molecule: messenger RNA, 7514 nt
Organism: Cololabis saira (Pacific saury)
Lineage: Eukaryota; Metazoa; Chordata; Actinopteri; Beloniformes; Belonidae
Gene: rbm14b
Product: RNA binding motif protein 14b
Exons: 4
Coding region: 56-1747 (563 amino acids)
Cellular component (GO): cytosol
Molecular function (GO): mRNA binding; zinc ion binding
Source: RefSeq, a predicted model, not a curated record
CGACGCUCAAGCGGAAGCAGCGGAACCAUUUUGAAAUACGGCACCGUUUAGCGCCAUGGACAAAAGCCACACAGUGAAGCUCUUUGUGGGCAACCUGGCACUGGACACCACCCAGGAGGAGCUGUCCGCCAUCUUCGAACCGUACGGCCAGGUGGUCAGCUGCAGCGUGCUGCGGCAGUUUGCCUUUGUGCAUCUGCAGGGUGAGGGGGCCGCGGAGCGCGCCAUCCGGGAGCUCAAUGGCCGAGAGUUUCGGGGCCGGAAUUUGGUGGUGGAGGAAUCCAGGGGACGACCCCUGCACUCCACGAAGGUCUUUGUGGGGAACCUGAGUGGCAUGUGCACCACUGAGGACCUCCAGCAGCUCUUCCAGACCUUUGGGAAAGUUCUCGAGUGUGACAAAGUUAAAGGCUACGCCUUUGUUCACAUGGAAAACAAAGAAGAUGCACUUCAGGCCAUUGAGGCCCUGCACGGCACCUCGUUCAAAGGCCGGCCCUUAUCUGUAGAGCUGUCAAAGGUCCAGCCCAGUAAGCAGACACCCACCGGGAAAAUCCCGUGCGUUAACUGCGGCAAGCAGGGCCACUACGCCGGAGAAUGCCCUGUGGGGAAGCCGUCUCUGGAGCAGUACCAGAGCCAGGCAGCGGUCCUGGCUGCAGCGGCGGCCGCUGCUGCUGGCCUGCCUCUCCAGGUCCAGCAAAGUGUCCACAAUUCAGUCUACAACACCUCCACCUUCGACCCCACGUACGCAGCUCUCACAGGGAUCACCACCGGUUCCCGUACCGAUGGAAACCCGGUUAAUCCCGCUGUUUAUGGCGCCCUCGCCAGUCAGGUGUACGGUGCCAACGUUGCUAGUCAGCUUUAUGGACAAGUGGCCAGCCAGGCAGCUCUUACAUCAGGAGCUACACAGGUGUACAGCUCGAUGACGCCCAACAUCUACGGUCAGAUGGCUGCAUCUCCAGCGGCAGCGGCGGCGGCGGCCGCUGCUGCUGCAUACAACGCUCCAGUUUACACCCCGACUAUGGGCAACCAACCCGUCUAUCUGACUGCUGCUCACGGAAUAGAAAUGCCAGCGGCGGCAGCUGCGGUCAAUCCCGCCUACACUGUAGCCUCUGCGAUCUACGGCGCCGCCACACCGGCCUACGCCCACAUCAGCGCGUUGGGAGCUGGGGACCCUGCCACGGCCAUCUUUGAGGCCGCCAGACAGGCACAUUACUUCGCCCAGGGGCAGCAGGUCGUGGCCGAGCACCAGGCGGCUGCAGUAGCCGCCGUGGCGAAGUCCGGUGAAAGGGACCGCAGCCCCCUGCGAAGGUCCACACCUUUGUUACCAGACCCUGUGAUGAAGCCAUUUAUAUACCAGAGGGCCAAACCGCGCAGACCCCUGCUCCCCACGCCAGCUGGACGUGCCGCCGAAGAGGCCGCAGAGGCCGCAGAAGACCCCAUGGCUAGGUACUACGCAGAGUACUACCAGCAGCUGCAGCAGUAUCCCCAGUUCCAGUACGCCUACCCACAAAGCACAGUGACAGCCAUCCCUGGCAUUCCGGGGGUGUCUGCAGUCCCCACGGUUCCCACCGUCCCUGCAAUGUCUGCACAGCUGGACGCCCUCAGGCCAGUGGUCCCCGCCGCUGCGGCAGUGGCAGCCGCCAUGGCCGCGCCCAGGGUGUAUGAGCCGCCGUUGCCGCCGCCCGCGCGCAAGGAGGCCAUCCUCCGCCGCCCCGAACUCUCCCUUCACACGCCUGAGCCCCCCUUCCGAUAGUCGCACUCAGCUGUCUGCCACCCCCCCCACACCAACCGCCUCCCCCUCCCUUUUUGUCCUGAACCCCCCCUUCCCCUCCAAAUCCCCUUUUCCCAACCAAACUCGACCACCUUACAGCCGCUGUAUGUGUGUGUUUGUGUGUCUGGGGACUUCCCAGUGUGCAGGCUGGAGGUUGAAACUGGGGGUUCCUUGGUUUAUUAACCUGCUUUACAAGGAAUUGAUCAGAUAACCUUGGUCCAGCUUGCAUGCACACAAUGCAGCUUGACAGAGAAACUCCCCAUCGGUUGUACGGGCAUUUGUUGUGCUUCUCAGUUUCACUUUUUGUUUUGUUUGGGGUGUUUUUUUUGUGCCAGCCUCACACUUGUGCCAGUAUUAGACUGACCCAGUCAGUCGUUUCAUAUGCCUCUCUUUCUGCAACCCAGUUAUGAUUCUUCUAAGGCCAAAUUUCCAAUAAACGACAUCAGCCAUUCUCCUUAGGCCUCGAUGAUCAGUUAGGGCAGCUAAUUUGAAACCUUUUUUGCCUUAUUUAAACAUGUUUAAAUCUGCAAUGUAAUCAGAUGAGGGUUCUGACGAACACACUUGGCGUACCGGCUGCAUUGUGCUGCGUCCAGCAGAACCAAGGUUAAUGCGUUGUGGGCGAGGGUGGGUGUUUGUCUUAGAUGUGAAGUGAAUGCUGUAUGUGUGAAUGCUUGAGACGUGCGGGCUCUUGACCGUGCAACGCACAAAUGCAGUUGCUAAGGCUGCACCUUUGCAGAAGAGAAAAAACAACACAAAACGAAAAAAAAAAAAAACAUAAAGCACACAUAUACGUACUGUAAUGUAUGUUCGGAUCUCCUUUUGACCCUCUCGUGGAAUCCCAUCCCCACCUUUUACUCUUACUCCAGCACUGAAAGACACUGCUUCCCCUCUUUCUCUGUCUUUAACUACAGCUGCCUACCUCUUCCUGUAAAUUUCAGUGUAGAUUAUGUUCCAGACAUUUCACGCAGUCAGCAGUUCCUGCUCCUCCCUAAAGAUGCAGGCUCAGCAGUUCAGCGUGGGAGGAUUUCAAUAAGUAUUGUAGAUAUUCUGUAUUAAUAUUCAUGUUCAGAGGCCUUUUUUCUUUUUUCCUUUUUUUUUUUUUUAGAGUGUAACUUUAUUAUCUAGUUUAUAUGUUAUACAAGUCAACCUGGGAUGUAAUGAAUUGUAAAUGUUUAAAAAAAUAAUUAAAUAUGUGACUACUGAAUGAGCUGUUUACAAAGGAUCUUUGCAUUGCAUCCUUUUAGAAAUCAUGAUUAUAUGUGACACGGUCGACUAUGUGCCUAUAAGCCUUGAGUGAAGUGCAUUAUGUGGAGGGAUCUCCCAUCCUUUUUUCUUUUUACGUGCUUUUGACAUGACAUUUUUCCAAGUGGGGUAAAAUAAGCCCUGUGGAGCUUAGUAUCCAGGAGGCUACAAGUAGUGAAGCUUUUUCUUGGUCUUGCAUUCCUGCAUAAGAUCAGUUUCAUAUUAAAUGGUGUUUUGUUUUUUGUUUUUUUUUCCCCUUCUUCUUCGUCUUUUGUUUCUUUCACAAACCGAGCCUCAAAGGUUCAUAGUUACCCGCUGGUUUCCAAGCAGACACAACAGUGAUAGCACCAAUGAAGUGAGAGAUGGGGCAGUGUCUUCCAGUUGCCCCAAAACGAUCAUCCUUUUUUUUAUCCUUUUUAAAUACCAAGCCGGAUUUGAAUUCUAAUUGCAAAAAUGUUUUUAUUUGUUUUAACUCAGUUUGGAUCUUCAUGGACCGGAUUUUCCACAUACAGAUGUACUUUUGGAGAAAGAUUUGUUUUCUUUUUUCCUUAAAAUGACCGAUACUUUCCAAAAUUCACCUUGUGGGACAAUCCCAUCUAUCGGGUUCUCCAAUCGCUUAAAACAAUCGGGGUUUUUUGCAACUACUCUGACAGCGGUCUGAAGCGCACACACACACAUGAAGACACUCUGAAAUCACCUUACUGCCUCAUCACCCCCCCUCCCCCCUCUUACCCUUUCCCCCCUGUGGUUUUUAGUAAUUAAGUGACUUUUGCAUCUCAUGGUGUAAUCUUUCUGUGUCGUAUAUAUACAAACACGUACCAGAUGCAUCCUUUGUAGAAUUAUGUGGUUUGCGAAAAUUGUCUUGUUUGCCAUGUAUUUUUUAGAAAAGUAUUUUACUUUAGCUUUUUUUAUAGAAAAAGAGAACAGACACGUUUAAAAAAAAAAAAAAAAAAAAAGAAUCAGCAUGCUUUUUAUUGAGAAUAUGUACACUAUAUACCUUAUUAUAAUAAAGAAUGUUUGGCUGACUACUGUGGUGAGAGAAAGCAAAGGGUUUGGACGUUUCCCCUUCUUCUUGUUUAUGUUUUUCUCCACUAUCUGUUUCUUUUGUGUAAACUGACCACCAGACCCAUUUGACUGGGGACCCAGGGGGAGACAGGUGUAGAUGCUGGCCCAGCUUUGGUCUCUUUGGUCAGGGUAAGUGGGGGUUGGAGCUCCUUCCUCUCUCCAGCUUCUCAACCCAAAAUAUAUUUGAAGGGGCUUUGCUUUUGUUGCCGUGGUUUAUUCCCCCCCCCCCCACGCCCCCCUCAACUCCUGUGAGAAAAGCUUGAAAUCGAUAUCCAUGCAUUAGAAAUAAGAAAAUAAAUGUGAAAUUGCAGUGAGAGCUGGGGAGAGGCACACAGAUGGAAUGGCCUGGAUGCAUUUUGAUCUGUGGAGCAGUUGAUGGGUGUUCGUCUGGUCUGGUCUCUUCUAGCUGCACCAAAGUCUCCUUCUCCGUGUGUCUCUAUGUUCAUUCUGCUCUCAGACCUGCAUGUGUAAUCUUGUUACUGCCGCAAACAAGAAAAAAAAAAAGAAACAAACAGAUAAAGCCCCUCCACAGUCCAGCUCUGAACUAACUAUCUCAACUGAAUUAGGUCACGGUGCCACCUGGAACGAACGGCCAGUGUGCAGCCUUGCGUGAGCUUGGCAGCGUGAGCCAUGGGGACGACUUUUAGCGCGACGCCACCACAGCGGGAGCUUGUUGUCUCUCUCUUCACAUCCAAGGUAAAUAAGAAAAUGACCAAAACAUGAAACAAAAGAAAAAUCAUGAAAGCACUGACCUCUCUUCUCCCCACUUGCCACCCUUCCUUUGACUGUGCCUUGACCAAACACUCCUCCCCGUCUUCCCCUCCGCCAUCACCACAUCCCGUUCUCCCCGGUCCGUAACCCCUCCUCUGCUGCGUUGGCAGUGCUGUGCCUGGAGCCUCGGGGUCACCUCGCUGGAGGUGACGGGCAGGGUGGGGCAGGGUUACCACCCCUCCACGGGACUGGCCCUGUCGUGCAUCAGCGUACCAAGCUACAGAUGGUUCCCAGUCUGUCAAGCUGCUGAAUGAGCUUGUGAGUGAAGGGUGUGAUGUGUCUUGGUGUGCACGAGACGGAAAACGAGGGCGUCCUUUUUUUUGGGUGGCAUUUCACCGAGUAGUGAGGCUUGGCAUAUGCGGACACACCCCCACCUUUCCCCUGCCCGUUGGUCGACUCCCGUCCACCGCCGUAUUCGCCGCCCUCAACCCCCCUCACCCUUCCUCCCCUCCCUCUCCCUGCUCAACCUUCCUCUCCCUUUGCGCCUCUUCUCUCCGCCGUCCACACAUAUAUAUAUAUAUAUACACACACACAACGCUUUAUCCGCCGCCCGACCGCCGCCGCCACUUUGGAUCUGGGUUUGUGGCUCUGGCUCGGACUAAGCUUCCCAGAACCACCCACCCACCUGACCCAAACACCCCAUCAUCCUUUGUUACCAUAGAGGCCUGGGCAUGCAAAUGGUCCGCGUAUGUGUGGUCGCCCGCCUCUGAACGCGGUAACAUGUCGCAGAGAGACUUCAGUGUUGGACGAUUCGUUUUACUGAAACUGUGGAGGAGUGGGCUUGCAUCACAUGGCUGUGGAAGGGAUUUCAACUCGAGUUUCCCAAAAGAUUCAGCUCCUUCUUAAAAGUGAACCAAUCUCAAACUAAAGAGGUUGACAGUUUACUUACCUUUUGGAUCCCUCACAGCAUGUGUGCCGAUCAGAGAUGUCCUAUAAGAUGGGGCCUGUGAGUCAUAAGGCCGUUCAGACCUGCAGAUUCUCUUCAAUCUCAGGAUUCCUAUAGGACACUUCUGAUGCAGCAGCUGCAUUUCUCUAAUACGGGGAUCAGCAGGAUUGGCUGGCAGUGUGCUCUGAAUGACUUUUGUGUGUUCUUACCGUUAAGACUUUCCAUUUGCUGAGUUGAAGAGCUUAAUUGCUACCCAGAGUCCUUCACUCGCUGGCUUUCUCUAUCUUAUAUGAGCUGUCUGGCGUUUGCUCUGACUGCUGCAGGAUGGAAGUGGCCUGUCUCUUUCUACAUAAAAGAAAAAUGGAGAUAGGGAUGAACAAGUAGUUGAUAAUGAGGUGAGUUGGUGGUUGAAUGAUCCUUUGUACGAAGCUAGUCCCUAACCGUACCUUCCUGAUCGUGGAGGUCAUUACUGUCAUUUUGAUAACGAGUCUUUCAAUUCAUUUGUCUAAUAAAACUGAUUUCAGUUCAUGAAUAUAUCAUCUUGUGUAUUUUAAAAGCUGCACAUCAUAUGUAUUGGAGAUAAAAGACAAACUGAUAUCCUGACUGCCAUAAUUUGCACCCUGUCAGAAAACUAGGGCCAGUUCUGUUAUAUUCCACUUAUAAAAGUAUUACUGCCUUCUUUCCCAGCCUCCAUGAUCAGGGCAGACUGAGGCCUGUUUUUUUUUACUUUUUUUUUUUUUUUUUUAAACUUCCCCUCAUCCUCUUCACUCUACCAACUCCUCACUAGAGACUUAUUCUGGUGCUUGCGAGUUGUAGCUUCCCAUGCUCGGGUAAAUGCAGCCACGCAUCUCUAAAAAAACCCCGCUGCUAUGAAAUCACAGUCGCACGGUUUGGCCAGCCAAAGUCCGCUGCUGCCUCCCGUCUAACUCCACUCCCCCGCUGCCACGUCUGGCUUUAGCCGGAAAGCUCCCAACAUGCUUUUAUCGUUUUAAUGAUACCCCCGCCUGAGUUGCACCUGUUUUAUUGCAGAAAAUAUCAGAUGAGAUGUGCAAACAGGGAGAUGAAGCAUUUGCACAAAGUCCAAGCACAACCAGUACAGACCAUUUAGCCUUUUAGCUCUGCAGGCCAAAGUCUAGCAGGUUCUACCGAUGCGACUUUUCCAGCACAGAUUUGAAUCAGGCAUCAUUGAUCCUUUCAUUCCCUCUUUUAUUUUAUUUUUUUAUACUCCAAAAGUAGGGCUUUACCUCUGACAUUACCUCACCUUGGAGAAGGUGGAAAUGACAUGAUUUCCUGCAGAAUACAGCGCGUUUACACCUUGAUGCAGCUAAUGUUGAAAGCACGGACGUUUUUCCGUGGUCUACUUCGUUAUCAAAACUCGUUUAGUGACAUUAUGUUUACAGUCGGUUUAAUCAAAGGUUUCAAGUCUUUCUCAGCUCAGUCGUAGCACAGAAAUGUAACCACAGUAGCUAAGCCCAAGUAGGUUAAUGGACCAAGCUUAGUGUAGUUACACCAAAUGCUUGAUUAAUUAUAUUAUAAAUCAUUCUAAUUUCCAAAGAUGUAAAGGGUGAAUAAGUAAUGUGUUAUCUCUAGAGGGGAAUCUGAAUCUGCUUAUUUUAAAGGGUUCCAGCAUGAAGCUGAAUGUGAGUGAAUUUAUAUUGCUGAUCAGACUUUAUUUUUUCUCUACAUGUUUACUGUGAAUAGCUAAUUUUAACCUGUAUUUCCAAACAUGUUGAGGCAUUUUUAAGUCUGCAUGCAAAUCAUGAAUAAAGUUUUCUUUUUCUCAGA